Tachyglossus aculeatus (Australian echidna) is the source of this 789-nucleotide messenger RNA. It is a transcript of the gene VAMP8, whose product is annotated as vesicle associated membrane protein 8. Gene Ontology annotation, biological process: vesicle fusion; vesicle-mediated transport; SNARE complex assembly. Gene Ontology annotation, molecular function: SNAP receptor activity; syntaxin binding. The transcript has 3 exons. Gene Ontology annotation, cellular component: SNARE complex; plasma membrane. The coding region runs from base 205 to 510 and encodes 101 amino acids. NCBI's taxonomy places the organism in Eukaryota, Metazoa, Chordata, Mammalia, Monotremata, Tachyglossidae. The record is from RefSeq and is a predicted model, not a curated record.
UCGGCCUUCCCGCCCUGCGGGAACCUGUGGAUCCAGGUGUGGGAGUCGCUGCGGGCCGAGCAGGGAGCAGGAAGUGAGAGCUGCUUCCAGGCCGGGAAGAGGCCGAAUCCCAGUUGUUGUCCCGGUCCCGGAACAGAGACAGACACACACACAGAGAAAGACAACCAGCCCCUCUGCUGCCCACAGGCCCCGGGAGGCCCAGCUAUGGAGGAAGCCAGCGGAGGCGGGGGCAGUGACCGGGUGAGGAGCCUGCAGAGUGAGGUGGAGGGCGUGAAGAAUAUAAUGACCCAGAACGUGGACCGGAUCCUGGCCCGGGGAGAGAACCUCGACCAUCUGCGCAACAAGACGGAGGACCUGGAGGCCACGUCGGAGCACUUCAAGACCACAUCUCAGAAGGUGGCCCGGAAGUUCUGGUGGAAGAACGUGAAGAUGAUCGUGCUCAUCUGCGUGAUCGUCGGCAUCAUCAUCCUCUUCAUCGUGCUCUUUGCCACUAAGACGAUCCCCACUUAGAAGGUCCCCCGUCUGUGGAGCCCUGGUCUCCUUCCUCUAGCUCCCCCUCCCCCAUGGCCGAAGGGUGCCACCUCCCUGUCCUCCUCCUCCUCCGAGGGUGGAGACCCAUCCUGUCUCCUCACCCAUCCUGUCUCCUCCUGCUCCUCCCCUCCCCUCGCCCCUGGGGGCCUCCCCUGCUUGCUCCAGGGGCUCACUGGCCCUGCCCGGCUGGGACUGGGUUUCUGGGACGGGGGGGUGUGCUGGAGACACAUAUGGAAUAAAGACCUUUCCGUGUUCCUG